This is a messenger RNA of Anopheles merus, 270 nucleotides long. Its product is annotated as SCY1-like protein 2. Lineage: Eukaryota; Metazoa; Arthropoda; Insecta; Diptera; Culicidae. The annotation marks the transcript as partial. The record is from RefSeq and is a predicted model, not a curated record. The transcript is spliced from 3 exons.
AUGAGACCAACCUACUCGGGUUUGCCACACUUGGAAUGCACAUUGGAGUGCUCGAUCUUUGUGUUCGAAAAGCGGACGGCCGAAAAGCUGCACAAACCAAAGCGGAAGGAGACGGUUACGGAAAUUUUGCGAGCAUCGGUAAAGCAGCUGGAACGAUUUCGGCACCCCAAGAUACUGCAGAUCAUGCACACGGUCGAGGAAAGCUCGGAAACGCUCUCAUUCGCUACCGAGCCCGUCAUCGCCAGCUUGGCCAACAUCCUGGCCUAUCAG